This is a messenger RNA of Patiria miniata (bat star), 1644 nucleotides long. Its product is annotated as fibroblast growth factor receptor 1-like. The transcript is spliced from 12 exons. NCBI's taxonomy places the organism in Eukaryota, Metazoa, Echinodermata, Asteroidea, Valvatida, Asterinidae. The coding region runs from base 1 to 1644 and encodes 547 amino acids. Gene Ontology annotation, biological process: multicellular organism development; positive regulation of kinase activity; cell surface receptor protein tyrosine kinase signaling pathway. Gene Ontology annotation, molecular function: ATP binding; transmembrane receptor protein tyrosine kinase activity. Gene Ontology annotation, cellular component: signaling receptor complex. The record is from RefSeq and is a predicted model, not a curated record.
AUGAAACCGCUAGCACUGGCAUCUACCCUGACAACAUCAAAGAAGAGAAUCGCCGACAGAUUAGACGACCACAUACCAGUUUCCCAAGCACCCUAUCAACACGGCAGAGGCACCACUGAGCAGGUCUUUGCCUUAAUGAUCUCAGCAGAGAAAGCCAUCACAGCCGAUAGCUAUGAACUUCACCCACUGCUGCUCGACAUGUCAAAGGCUUUUGACUCGCCCAAGAAGGUCACCAAUAAAGAACUAUACAGGAGAACCAACGAGAUCCCUUGGAGUACUGCCAUUACCCGAAGACGUCUUAGUUGGACAGGCCAUCUGCUGAGAAAAUCAGAAGAAACUCCUGCCGAGCAAGCACUUCUAGAGGCUAUCCGCAAGAACAAGCUGCCAAGAGGUGGACAACGAACCACGUUGCUGAAGAGAGUAAACAAGGACCUGACAACCACGGGGGUCAACAUCAAAGAUCGACACACCUGGCACGUGGCAUCCGACAGGGAGCAAAAUGACGUUGUAUCACAAGGAGCAGACAGUGAGCUCCCACCACUGCCUGUCACUGAUCAGUCUUCUCCUGGACUAGAUCCCGAUCAUCCCGACGAUAUUCCUCUGGAACCAAUUGCCUCAGCGGUGGUAUGCGAAAGUAUUUCCAAUGAAGACAGCGUUGAGGCAUCAAACGACGUGGCGUACGGCAACGUAGGACCGAAACUCUCUUUCUCGAGAGAUCUCGUGGUGAUCAAGAAUGAGCUGGGACGAGGGGAGUUCGGCAGAGUGCUAUUGGGAAAGGCACUUGGAAUCGUGGAAGCCGGAAAAGAAACAAAGGUUGCCGUCAAAACUGUGAAAGAGGGCGCCGACAGACACGCCAAGAACGAGCUUCUGGCCGAGUUGCAGGUGAUGAAAACAGUCGGCUCUCAUCCAAACGUGGUCAAGCUGCUGGGAUUUUGUGCAGAAAAAGAUCCCAUUUACGUGAUCGUCGAGUACCUUGCUAAGGGUGACCUGAAGAGUGUUCUGAUGGAGUAUCGAGACAAGGAUCCAGGGACAGGUUACGCCAACGUACCCGGCUUGAGCAAAUCACUGUCUAGGACAUUAAUCAAGUUUGCCAGGGAUGUCGCAAAUGGAAUGGCUUACAUAUCCUCACAAAAGUUUGUGCAUCGUGACCUUGCCGCUCGUAACGUGUUGGUGGGAGAAGAUAUGGUUUGUAAAGUGUCUGACUUUGGACUGGCCCGUGACGUUAUGAACACCCGCAUCUACCAUCGAAAAUCCCAGUGUCCUCUUCCCAUUCGCUGGAUGGCAUUGGAAUGCAUUGUUCACGAUGUGUACACAACAAAGAGUGACGUAUGGUCAUUUGGAAUACUGCUAUGGGAGAUUGUGACACUUGGUGCACGGCCGUAUCCGCUGAUGACACCAACGACAAUGAUAAACGUAUUACAGCGGGGCUAUCGUAUGCCGAGGCCUCGACAAUGCAAGAAAAAGCUGUAUAAAAUGAUGCGCAGCUGUUGGCAGGAGAUUCCCAAGGAUCGACCCAGCUUUCAGAGUCUGUAUUGGCAAUUUGCCGAUAUGGCGUCUAAAGAUGAGGAUUACCUCACCAUGAAGAACCUGGAUGAAAGGAUUUACAAAGUGAAAGGCGCCGACGGCAUGAACGAGAAACUGUGA